UUUUGUUUUUUAGUCCCAGCGAUUUUUAUUGACCUCCUCAAGUCGCCAAGUGUCGCCUCCUGUUCCAUAAUUGAAUUUUCGAAAAGGAGAGCUCAUCCUUCAAACCAAAAGACUUGCUUUCUGCUUCUUUUUAGUUUUAUUAAGCAGUUUUUUUUUUCUUGUUUUAUUUCCGGUAUCUGCAAUGAAUGUCUGGUACGUGUUGCGAUUAAUCUCAGAAGAAGAAGAAGCAAUGAAUUCUUUUCUUGAAGACAAGGUAAAGUUUUGAUUUGUUUGAAAAACUGCUCAUGAAGAAAAUGCUGAGACUGAGAAUAUAAUAAAGAUACAAAUUCGUUUGAUCUCUUUAUCGUCAUUAAAACCUUCUGGAAUCAAAACAAAACUUGCAGUUUUAAGAACUUCAAAAUUAUUUUUUCACUAAGAAGAAAAGAUAAUAUUUCUAGAAGAAAAGCUAUAAUAGUUGACUUUUCUUUAAUAUUGCACUGAUAACAAGUAUAUUAAAAUUUCGCAUCUUAAUCAAACAUUGUUGUUCAAAAGUUUGCAAAUCCUGUGACGCUUAAUAUAUAUUCCUGAUUAACUAAGCGACGAACUAAAGAAGGAAGUGUUGCUUCUAAAACCGAAAAAUAAACACAGAAAAAAUUAUUUGCCUAUAAAAAAGCUAAGUCGAUAAAGCAGCUCAAAAUCGACUCCUCAAGUAGACUUCAUUUCAUCAAAACACUUACUGCUAUAAAUGAAUUAUUUGCUGAAGUGUUGAGUAAGUGAAAACUUUCCUACAUGGUGAUGACUGCAGGGGGUAGACGAGGACUUCGGCCGGAUCCCCAUCGGUCCCCUCCGGCGGGGUCUCUGGCCACAAGUCUGCAGGACAUAAAACCAUAUUGUCCGCCCAUGCUGUUUCCAACUAUUCCUAAGUGCGCCGGUUGUGAACAGCCUAUCCUGGACAGAUUCAUUCUGAAAGUUCUGGAGCGCUCGUGGCACGGGAAAUGCCUGAAGUGCAUCGACUGCCAAGCCCAACUCGCCGACAAGUGCUUUGCCAGAAAUGGACAGGUCUUCUGCAAAGACGACUUCUUCAAGCGAUUCGGUACGAAGUGCGCUGGAUGCGAGCAGGGCAUUCCUCCAACGCAGGUGGUUCGACGGGCGCAAGACAACGUGUACCACCUGCACUGCUUCGCAUGCAUCCUCUGCAAGCGACAACUGAAUACGGGCGAUGAGUUCUAUCUCAUGGAAGACAACAAACUCGUCUGCAAAGCGGACUACGAAGCCGCCAAAGCACGCGAGGGGACAACGAAGCGGCCACGAACCACCAUCACCGCCAAGCAAUUAGAAACCCUGAAGACGGCAUACAACAACAGUCCCAAACCUGCCAGGCACGUCCGGGAGCAACUGAGCCAAGACACGGGCCUGGACAUGCGAGUUGUCCAGGUGUGGUUCCAGAACAGGCGCGCCAAGGAGAAGAGGCUCAAGAAAGAUGCCGGAAAGAGUCGAUGGGGGGAAUACUUCAGGAAUGGUCACCUUAAACAGGCUGUAGGCAGUGGGCCUCCUACCUCCCCAGACAGCAGUAUAGAAAGAGGCGGUGACGACUCGCUAGAGAUAGACCUACGGUCACAUAAAGAUUUCAGAGAUGACGAUCUACGAGACACGUUCGGCACUCCCAUGGGUAAUAACUCUCAGCUUGGCGAGACGGACUCUUCCAUGCGCCCUUCGCCACCGCCUCCCAAUGGCUACCUGGGUCCCGGGGGUCAUGCUUACCCUGGGCCUGGAACGCCUCCCUACCUGGCUGGCAGUCACAGUCCUUACCCACCUUCCUACUACUCUGAUUACCACCACCCCCAGAACGGACACCUUUCCGGCCUGCCGCCGCCCCGACUACUGGGGGUGCCCCAGCCCACGGACUUGAGCGGCGGCGGUCGAAAUCUCGCUUUCCCCGAAUUCCCACCGAGCCCUGCGUCGUGGCUCGACGAAGUGGACGGCGGGGGAGGGGCGCCUCCUUCCGCUGCCCAGUACUGAGUCGGGGUCAAGUGAAGAUGAUGGGCCUGAGAAACGGAUGUCGUGGCCUUCUCCGGUCGUGGUUUCCGGCAAUUUUAAUUGAACUCGGUUAAUUAACAGCACACCGAUUAGGAAAUGCUGUCGAGCUUAGCUCUUCUAAGUCGAGGGUAGAUAGAAAUGAGGCGUAAUAUCUUCACCCCUUCUCCCACAAGAAGAAAAAAAAGUAUGAUGCAUAGGAUCGUCCAGAUAUCUUAAGAUGACUGUUUCAUUUCUUUUCUUUAUUCAUUUAACUCGCAGAAUAUAAAGUUACAGUUACCCUUCUCGUUAAAAGUUUAAAGUUUUCCCGAAAUUAAAUUUAAACUAUAAUUGUUUUUCAGUUUGUUUUUUAAUAAAGCUAUAGUUACUUUUUAUUUAUUUAUUCAAAUAAUAUGAAAAUCUCAAAGUCUUUGUUUUCAAAA
Molecule: messenger RNA, 2435 nt
Organism: Argiope bruennichi
Lineage: Eukaryota; Metazoa; Arthropoda; Arachnida; Araneae; Araneidae
Product: LIM/homeobox protein Lhx3-like
Exons: 5
Coding region: 769-1998 (409 amino acids)
Biological process (GO): neuron differentiation; regulation of transcription by RNA polymerase II
Cellular component (GO): nucleus
Molecular function (GO): DNA-binding transcription factor activity, RNA polymerase II-specific; RNA polymerase II transcription regulatory region sequence-specific DNA binding
Source: RefSeq, a predicted model, not a curated record